AUGUGUGGUAUGGAGCCCUGGAAAACUAUCUCUGUUGCACUUGGUGGAAAGCAAUUCAAAAUUACUACAACUCCAUACCAACAUCUGCCUAGUGGUGAGUGCACUGGCUUUAUCAUCACUUCCAAGGAGUUUGGUGUUGCAACGAAUGGUAAGCCUAAUGCUAUCUACUUCACCGGCGACACGGUGUACAUUGGUGAGCUUGCCAAAAUACCGGAGAAAUUCCACGUUGUGUGCGCUGUGAUGAACCUCGGCUCCGCGUUCGCUGUUCUUCCUCAAGGCGCUCACCUUUUCCGCACUAUCAAGGCUGACUACCUUGUGCCAAUGCACUAUGAGUCUUGGGGACACUUCGUUCAAUUUGGGAAGGAUUUGGUCAAGGUCUUUGAAGAGGAGGGUAUUAUGGACAAAGUUCGUUGGCUGAGCCCGGGAAAGUCUGUCAAGGUCCCGUAG
This is a messenger RNA of Aspergillus fischeri NRRL 181, 447 nucleotides long. Its product is annotated as MBL fold metallo-hydrolase. Lineage: Eukaryota; Fungi; Ascomycota; Eurotiomycetes; Eurotiales; Aspergillaceae. The transcript has 2 exons. The coding region runs from base 1 to 447 and encodes 148 amino acids. The record is from RefSeq and is a predicted model, not a curated record.